CGUUUUCCUAACGAGAAUAAAGAAAAGGCGAGUAUAGCACCAAACCCUUUAUAAAAGCACAUCAAAGGAACCAUGAACAACAACAACAACGUAGGAGAAAAAGAAAAGAAAGCCAUCGACGAAGCAACUACAAACAACCUAGCACACAGAGAUAUAUAGCGGAAGCAACCAACAGAAGAAAUUUCCACAGUUCCACACGUACAACAACAACGUUAUAGAAUCACCACUUGCAUGCUUACAAUAAUGGCCAGCAGAAAAAACCACUUCACUUCACGAAGCCACCGUUUUCUCCCUGUGGCCUCAGAUAUACACGACUCUGUAUCCUUAACCAUGGAUUUGGAAUCCGCGUUCGAGUUCGACGAGUCGGAGAUUUACAACUCGGCCCGAGCCAACAACUCGUUCGAGUUCCGCAGAUCGCUUCACGGCCGCGGCUCUAAUUCCUCGGCCAAGAAAAAACCCUCUUCCUCCUCCGGUGAUCCGGCUUCGGUGCCGGUCAACAUCCCCGACUGGUCCAAGAUCCUCGGGGACGAGUACCGGAGGAAGAACAACUUCCACAGCGACAACGACGACGACAACGAGAGUUACAAUGAUGAGAGGAGUGGGAGGGUGCCACCGCACGAGUUUCUUGCGAGGAAUAGGGUAGCUUCGUUCUCCGUGCAUGAGGGUGUUGGGAGAACCCUAAAGGGAAGGGAUCUCAGCACGCUCCGAAACGCCAUUUGGGCCAAAACCGGUUUCCAAGACUAAAAAAGAAAAAACCAUAGCCCUCUCACUCACCGAACCGAAUCUUCUUCUUUUUUUUUUUGGUUUUAAACCCUUUUUGGUUCUACUUCUGUUACUGUAAUUGGUAUGUAUUUUUAGCCGAGAUUUGUUUUUGUGAAUUUUGGAGGUAAAUAUAAUUUAUAAGAGGUUUCGGUUAUUAAUUUCGAAGCCUGAGGUUUGUAAUUUUGUACUGUAUACGUACGUAGUACCCUCAAGGAAUAUUAUUAUAUAUAUAUUUUUUGAAUGUU
Messenger RNA from Glycine soja, 1007 nucleotides. RefSeq lists its product as uncharacterized. The transcript has a single exon. Bases 232 to 744 code for a protein of 170 amino acids. The record is from RefSeq and is a predicted model, not a curated record. NCBI's taxonomy places the organism in Eukaryota, Viridiplantae, Streptophyta, Magnoliopsida, Fabales, Fabaceae.